Molecule: messenger RNA, 1205 nt
Organism: Pollicipes pollicipes
Lineage: Eukaryota; Metazoa; Arthropoda; Thecostraca; Pollicipedomorpha; Pollicipedidae
Product: protein piccolo-like
Exons: 7
Coding region: 63-1205 (380 amino acids)
Biological process (GO): calcium ion-regulated exocytosis of neurotransmitter; positive regulation of synaptic transmission; regulation of membrane potential
Cellular component (GO): presynaptic membrane; cytoskeleton of presynaptic active zone
Molecular function (GO): transmembrane transporter binding; small GTPase binding
Source: RefSeq, a predicted model, not a curated record
GGCCCAAGAAAACACAAACACCCGAUCAUCAGCACGUCAAAGAAGCGGGGUGCCAGUCUACUAUGAAACGUUUGUUCGUAACAAGGGAGAAGCAUCGUUCAGGUGAAAGUGGGGUUGGUAUGAAGCUUGUGGGAGGAAAAUUGACACCCAGCGGCGAGACUGGAGCAUUUGUCGGAAAAAUUUACAAGGGAGGAGUGAUAGAUCUACUGGGGCAACUUAAAGAAGGUGACGAAAUUGUUGAAUGGAAUGGCACUUGCUUACGUGGCAAAACAUACGAGGAAGUCCAGAAAAUUUUGAGCGAAUCUACUCAAGAGAUUGAAAUAUUAGCUGACUGCGGUCCCAAGACGCCGCCUGUUUCGACUUCGCCAGCCAAAGCCAGCGCCGCGCCGAAGCUGGACCGCUCGUCGAGCGGUAGCCCGCAGGUGACAUGUGGGUCGCGAGGUCGCAGGUCACUGCCCAGGGUUCCGGGGGAGACGGCGGAGGGUGGGCCGGCGAGGCGCAGCAGGAGCGUCAGGAAGACCGACACAGUCUACGACACCAAUGGCAACCCCGUCGAAGCGAAGCUGAGCCGAGCUGGCAACCCCGUCGAGGCGAAGCUGAGCCGAGCUGGCAACGGCACCCUCGACGAGGACGACGAUCGCCGCGAGAACAACUCCAGCAUCGACCCGAUGGACAGCGUAAGCAACUGCGGCCGGCUGGCCGGCGGCGACUCGAUCCAGCGCCUGACCUCGACCGGGGCACCAGCGGCAGCCGUGCGCGCCGCCGGCACCUCCGCCACCACCCGGCGCUUGCCACUUGGGAUAGCGCUGGGCCAGAUUCAGCUCCAGCUCUGCUACGACGUGGUGGCCCACAUACUGUACGUCAGCGUGCUGCGGGCCAAAAACCUGAAGACCCGACGGCCGAACGGCGACACGAGGCCGGACCCAUUCGUCAGGGCCACGCUGCUCCCGGACGCCAGCUCGGAGAAUACGCGGACUACCCGUCACUUCUCGUACGAGUCGGUGCCAGAGUGGAACCAGACCAUGGUGUACCCCAAGGUGGCAGGCCGAGACUCUGCGUGCCUCCAGCCUGGAGGUCUCCAUCGGAACCACGAUCUGUACAAGGGGCAACGAGCACCUGGGACAAGUCUGCCAUCGAUUUGUCAGGUGACGGGAGAACAUGGCGCUGGAGAGGUGGCCUGUCAUGACCCCGACGUCCGUGAUUGA